Molecule: messenger RNA, 2668 nt
Organism: Menidia menidia (Atlantic silverside)
Lineage: Eukaryota; Metazoa; Chordata; Actinopteri; Atheriniformes; Atherinopsidae
Source: the annotation of a GenBank genome assembly
GGACACUUCAAAUCCAUACUUUAAAGUGGAAGUGCAUAAUGCACUGCCCCUCGAUGACAUCCUGUCUUUGUUAAAGGGCUGUCCGCUCUAUGUUUAAAUGGCUUAAAGCAGGCUUGACUUUUAUCUGACUUCUUCAUUUUGCGGUGGCGUUCGGUUUGUAACUCCAGCCGAGAGAUGUAUCUUCGAGGUUUUGUGUUGUCGCUGUGCUUUCACUUGUCGCAGGCGGUCCCUCUUCCUGUCGAUGCAAUCAUAAUUCAGAUCCAGCAGUGGGGAGAGGUUGGAGCUCAGCAUGUCGCAAGCAAGGUUCUUCUCAAUGGAGUUACUUUUACAAGCUCAGACCAGCAAGUCAACAGCAUCAUCCGAACCAUGUCAGCUGGCGCACGUCUGCCUGCAAGUGUUGGCGUCAGCCCAAUUCCAGCUCUGAAGGAGCACACCAUCCUUCGCUCUCGGGACUGCAUACUGGAGGGGCCUCAGCUGCACUGGACCGACCGUGUGUUGUAUGACGGUGAGGUGUAUCUGACCCUGGCUCCCAAUGACACGUGGACUGCUCAUUUGCCCCAAGCGAUGGCCCUCAAACAGCUUUGGGACCAGGACGUGGAGCACACGAGGACAGAGAAGACCCUCCUGCAGAAAGGAUGUGUCCAGCUGAUGAGAGAACUCCGGCUUUCUGAAGAACAUUCAGCUCCUGGAAAUCUUUUGCCACGGUUUCUGAUUCCAAUCUUGGCAGUCGUGAUUUAUGCUGGACUGAUUGCUGUCAGUAUUCUUAUCUCCAAAAAUAAAGGUUCAGUGCUGCCUGGAGGUGUCAUCGGCUCAGUUAUACAUUACCCCAAAGACAUGAAAGGCAUGGAACCAGAGAGAAAAGGCAAUGAGGAAGACUACGGAGGAAAACGAGUGAUUCUCCCUUGUGUACCACGCUUUCUCGGAGAGAUCUACGAAAACGGGGGUACGAUGGCGCACUUUGGAUUUGAGAGCGACAUCCACAGUAUUUUGAAGCUGGACAUGCCCAUCACAAACGCUCCCAUGGCCAGGUGGCAGCGAAAGGCCAGCUCAUCCAACCCACCCACCGUGAGCGGUUUGUCACCCGGAAAAUCUGCCAAUGCUUCGCUUAGUUCAUCAAAAACGCCGAGUAAAACUCCAGGGAAAAACAAAAAAACGCCCUCGAAAAUGGGUGGCGAUCGCUUCAUUCCAAUUAGAAACAGCAAACAAAUGGAUGUGGCAAAUUUCCUUUUAACAAAAGAGAAUGAACCUGUUGACGCAAACGCAGCUGGACCUUCAGAAAGUCAGAAAGCUUGGUCUGUGUCACUGAAUGGCUACAACAUUGAGGAUGCAAAGAUUCUCCAUCUUACAGGAAAACCACUUAAUGCACCAGAAGGUUAUCAAAACAAUUUGAAAGUCCUGUACAGUCAGGGAACAACCCCCGCUUCUGUGAAAAAGACCCGAUACAUAUCUUCAACGCCUGACAGAAUUUUGGAUGCCCCUGAUCUUAGAAAUGAUUUUUAUUUAAAUCUGCUUGACUGGAGUAGUCGGAAUGUUCUUGCUGUGGCACUUCACAACAGCGUGUACCUGUGGGAUGCCACCCAAGGAGACAUUACUCUGCUCAUGAAGCUGGAGCGUGAGGAGGAUUACAUCUGCUCACUGUCCUGGACUAAAGAAGGAAGCUAUCUAGCUGUUGGCGCCAGUGACGGCAAAGUUCAGUUGUGGGAUGUUGAAAAUCAGAAGCGCUUGCGCAGCAUGGCUAGCCACACAGCUAGAGUUGGAAGUCUGAGUUGGAAUGACCAUAUUCUCUCCAGUGGCUCCAGAUCAGGACACAUUCACCACCAUGAUGUCAGGGUGGCAGAUCAUCACAUUUCCACACUUAUUGCUCACUCACAAGAGGUGUGUGGCCUUAAGUGGUCCCCUGACGGACGAUACCUGGCCAGUGGAGGGAAUGACAAUUUGGUGUGUUUAUGGCCCAGAGUGCAGGAGGGUGGUGCUGGCGACAGUCAGUUGAUCCGCUGCUGGAGUGAACAUCAGGGAGCUGUUAAGGCUUUGGCCUGGUGUCCUUGGCAGCCAAAUGUUCUUGCUUCUGGAGGUGGCACUAGUGACCGUCACAUUCGCAUUUGGAAUGUCAACAGCGGCUCAUGUAUCAGUUCAUUAGACACUCAAUCCCAGAUCUCGUCACUGGUAUUUGCACCCAACUAUAAGGAGCUGGUUUCCGCCCAUGGAUAUGCCCAUAACAAUGUGGCUAUCUGGAAGUACCCGUCUCUUACCAAAGUCGCAGAGCUCAAUGGCCAUGAAGACAGAGUCCUCAACUUGAUUCUGAGCCCAGACUUCUCCACUGUUGCCACUGUUGCUGGAGACGAAACGAUCCGUCUGUGGAAAAGCUUUGAAAUGGAUCCAGUCAAGAAAAAGGCUAAAGAGCGGCUGGUCAAGUCAACUAGCGGUGUAAUUCAUCAGUCUAUUAGAUAACUUGUUUUACUUUGUUUAUGGAGACUUAAGUGCAAAUGUUUUAUUAAUCCACAAUAAAGAUUACUACAGAUCUUCUUCCUGUUGGUGGCAUAAAGGGUUGAUGAGGUGGUAUGGUUUGAAAAUUUUAUUUUCUCUUUUAAGAUGAUUUCACAAUCUAUAAUGUAUUGUCAUGAAUUGUAUACAUUAGAGUAGGUUACAAAUAAAUGGUUUUGUUACCACA